Messenger RNA from Archocentrus centrarchus (flier cichlid), 2487 nucleotides. RefSeq names its product tousled-like kinase 2 (gene tlk2). Lineage: Eukaryota; Metazoa; Chordata; Actinopteri; Cichliformes; Cichlidae. The record is from RefSeq and is a predicted model, not a curated record. Gene Ontology annotation, cellular component: nucleus; perinuclear region of cytoplasm. Gene Ontology annotation, molecular function: ATP binding; protein serine/threonine kinase activity. Gene Ontology annotation, biological process: chromosome segregation; peptidyl-serine phosphorylation; intracellular signal transduction.
AUGAUGGAAGAACUGCAUAGCUUGGACCCCCGACGGAGGCUGCUGGAGGCUCGCUUCACAGGGGUCGGUGUGGCAAAGGGCUCGGGUCAGAAUCAAAAUGAGUCAUCCAAUCAGAGUCUAUGCAGUGUGGGCUCACUCAGUGACAAAGAGCUAGAGACUCCUGAGAAAAAGGCAAAUGACCAGAGAGUGAGGAAACGCAAAGCAGACCACUUUGACAGCCAAGGCAAAGCAGGAGCAAGGGGACAUAAAAUUAGUGAUUAUUUUGAGUUUGCGGGAGGUAGCGGUCCUGGUACCAGCCCUGCCAGGGGAAUUCCACCAGUGGUCCGCUCUUCCCCACAGCACUCUCUCUCCAACCCCCCUGUCACGGUGCAGCAGGGAAGCCCAUCCUCCAUCAGCUCCAACACAGAACACUCCUCUUGUUCACUGAAGCCUGCUUCUCUUCACAUGCUUCACAAAGCCACACAGUCUGACCUUACUAUAGAGAAACUAACAGCAAUGGAGAACAACAAGAACUCUGACCUGGAGAAGAAGGAGGGCCGCAUAGAUGAUUUGCUGCGGGCCAACUGUGAUCUGAGGAGGCAAAUUGAUGAACAACAGAGGAUGCUAGAGCGAUACAAGGAACGCUUAAAUAAGUGUGUGACCAUGUCCAAGAAGCUUCUCAUUGAAAAAUCUAAACAAGAGAAGAUGGCAUGUCGGGAUAAAAGUAUGCAAGAUAGGCUUCGACUGGGUCAUUUCACCACAGUGAGACACGGGGCAUCUUUCACUGAGCAGUGGACAGAUGGAUAUGCUUUCCAAAACCUUAUCAAACAACAGGAAAGAAUAAACUCCCAGCGAGAGGACAUUGAAAGGCAGAGGAAGCUGCUGGCCAAACGCAAGCCGCCCUCAAUGGCUCAGACCCCACCACCAAGCCUUGAGCAAAACAAACGCAAAAGCAAGACCAAUGGAGCAGAGAGCGAAGCGUUAUCACAGGCAGAGUACCACGAGCAGGAGGAAAUCUUUAAGCUAAGAUUAGGUCAUCUGAAGAAGGAGGAGGCUGAGAUCCAGGCAGAGCUGGAGAGACUGGAGAGAGUGCGAAACCUUCACAUACGCGAGUUGAAAAGGAUCCACAAUGAGGAUAAUUCCCAAUUCAAAGAUCACCCUACGCUAAACGACCGAUACCUGCUACUCCAUUUACUUGGACGAGGAGGUUUCAGUGAAGUUUACAAGGCCUUUGACCUAACGGAGCAAAGGUACGUUGCAGUCAAAAUUCAUCAGUUAAACAAGAACUGGAGGGAUGAGAAGAAGGAAAAUUAUCACAAACAUGCUUGCAGAGAAUAUAGAAUCCAUAAAGAGCUGGACCACCCACGAAUAGUUAAACUCUAUGACUACUUUUCACUUGAUACUGACUCGUUCUGCACAGUCCUGGAGUACUGUGAGGGCAAUGACUUGGACUUCUACCUGAAGCAGCACAAGCUAAUGUCAGAGAAAGAGGGCCGCUCAAUCAUUAUGCAGAUUGUUAACGCCCUUAAGUACCUCAAUGAGAUCAGACCGCCCAUUAUCCACUAUGACCUUAAGCCCGGUAACAUUUUGUUGGUGAAUGGCACUGCUUGCGGGGAGAUCAAGAUCACAGACUUUGGCCUGUCGAAGAUCAUGGAUGAUGACAGUUACAAUUCGGUGGAUGGGAUGGAGCUGACUUCACAGGGAGCAGGAACAUACUGGUACCUGCCCCCGGAGUGCUUCGUGGUCGGCAAGGAACCACCUAAAAUCUCCAACAAGGUUGAUGUGUGGUCUGUGGGAGUCAUUUUCUACCAGUGUUUGUAUGGCCGCAAGCCCUUUGGUCACAAUCAGUCCCAGCAGGACAUCCUGCAGGAAAACACCAUUCUGAAGGCAACAGAAGUUCAAUUUCCCCCUAAACCUGUAGUCACACCUGAAGCUAAGGCCUUUAUAAGGCGCUGUCUAGUCUACCGUAAGGAGGACCGCAUCGAUGUGCACCAGCUGGCCAGUGACCCCUUCCUCAUGCCCCACAUCCGCAAGUCAGUGGCCUCCUCGGGCACCUCAGGCAUGGCAAUGGCUUCCACAUCCAGUUCCUCCAACAGCAGCGCCUCAAACUGAGCCCACAUACCUUGACUGACUAGCGAACUGAAUUCAUUUGAAAGGGUGGGGUGGGGUGGGAGCGACGCCGUACUGUGUCACCCCCUCCUAACAGCAUCCCACCUUGCCAUGAAAACCCCAAGGGGAAACUGGUCAGAUGGUGGCAAGGGGUGGGUGAAAUCAUAGAUGGUUUGGGGGGACGCACGUCACCCUUCGUCCCUCUCAUGUCCGUCUACCCCAGCUCACCUGUCCUGCUUUCUCAAGUGGGUGACAACGUUCUGGGGGUCAAAGCCCUGGAUGACUCGCAUAGCAAGGGGUGAGGCUUUGGCACCGUGUUGGUGAAAAGUGGGGUUCAGUGUUUGGGAUUUUUCUUUUCUGCUUUUAAAAAAAAAAAAAAAAAAGGAAAAAGAAAUAAAA